AUGAUGGCUCAGCGGCUAUGGAUACAAGCAGCUUCGAAUCAUCCUACAGCACUUCGGCCUCUUCCGCUUAGGCUACCGAUGCCUCGAAAAACGAUCUCUCGUUCAUCUCGACGAUCAGCGCUAGCAGAGACUGAAUGGAUUCGUCUUACCAUACCAACACCUCACGAGCCGCAUCGUCGUGGAUCAAAACUGAUGAUAUCAUCUUGU
Mesorhabditis belari is the source of this 207-nucleotide messenger RNA. Lineage: Eukaryota; Metazoa; Nematoda; Chromadorea; Rhabditida; Rhabditidae. The record is from the annotation of a GenBank genome assembly.